Neoarthrinium moseri is the source of this 1416-nucleotide messenger RNA. RefSeq lists its product as uncharacterized. The transcript has 2 exons. The record is from RefSeq and is a predicted model, not a curated record. NCBI's taxonomy places the organism in Eukaryota, Fungi, Ascomycota, Sordariomycetes, Amphisphaeriales, Apiosporaceae. The coding region runs from base 1 to 1416 and encodes 471 amino acids.
AUGUCGCGACGCUGUGAGUAUACACACUUUGCCGACCAACCAGCCGCGAAGCUUCAGGUCGACUGGGUGCGGGGACUGACAAUUCCUGCAACGCGCAGCUUCGGGGAUGUGCACUACUUCUAUGGCCCGCCGACCGCGAAGCCUCCGCAUCAUCGCUUCGACAAAGGUUCUUAUGUCUAUCUGUUCGAGAAUGCGAAUGACCGGAGGGCGCGCGUCGAGAUUGCCAACCAACCCGGCACGGAGGACCAAGAUGCCCUUGAUGGAUUUCUGGAUAAGACUCGAGUGAGAUACUCUUACAGUCAGCAGUGUCUCGUGAGCAUUACCGUCGACGAUGUGCCUGGUGCGCCGAUGGACCACAGCCAGUGGCACCUCCCAACCUACGAUCCGCGGAAUGAGAACAAGUACCACUACAAGCUGCACUCCCUCGACAUAUACUUCUGGACGCAGACCGACGCCCUGCAGUUUGUCAAUGGCAUCCGCCGGGUCCUGCCGCCCUCCCAGGUAGAGGUGCUCGACGAACCUGGUCCGCCAGCCCACGCGCCCCGGACUCACUCCCAGGACGUCAACCCGCUGGUACAGAAGCUGGAGAGGGCCGCCAUCUCCGAGAACACCAACGGCACGCCGAGGCCCGCGCUGCAGGGUGUGCCGAGCUUCGAUCCACCUCCUAUCUCAGCCGUACACGGGUCAUCCGAGUCGCCCGCUGGUUUCGCGCCGAUGGCAUAUAACCCGGCGGCGCCGGCGGCCCCUGAGCAGGUCAGGCAUCGGGAGAAGACGCCCCCACCGGAGGAUGAUGGGGUGGACCCUCUCCGGGCCGCAGUGGCCGUGGAUCAUGCACCCCCCUAUACCCCGGGCUACGGGCCGCAGGGACCCAUGAGCCCAGGCUUCCCUGGCCACCCGCCCAGCGCUCGCCCCGGCGUGGUCAGUCCCGGCUUUCCGCCGUCGCAGUUUGGCCAUCUCCAACGCUCAGUGACCAUGCCCGUCUCCGGUCUGGCCUCCCCGGGCCUUGCUUCGCCAGGCCUCGUGUCCCCAGGCCUAGCCAGCCCUUACGGGUCCGCGUUCCCGGUUUCGCCGGGCUUCUCGCCGCCGCCGCCUCCUCCGCCCCCCAACACCCAGACCAACACGCACUCUCACCCGACUCCGCCUCCGCAACAACAUCCCCAUUCCCAACCCCUCCAGAGCCCCGGCAUGCCGCCGGGUGGGUACGCCAACUACAACUACAGCAGCCCGGUGGGCGGCGGCAUUCCGCCGGGAGGCGAGUUUGCGAUCCACCAGCAGGUGUACCGGCCGUCGGAGCACGAACACAACGUCAAGUACAAGCCGAAGCCGGACAGCCGGAGUAAGCUCGGGGAGAAUGCAGACAGGCUCGAGCGCGGGGUGACGGGCAUGCUGAAGAAGUUUGAGAAGAAGUUUGGAUGA